AUGAACUGCGAGAAUUAUGACCCUUCGUUCCCUGACCAACCUGUGGUCGACCUAUACCUCCCGGUGUGGGCCAAACUCCCGGCCUUCCGGUCCAAACCGGCCUUCGUUUGGGUCGAUGACAACGGCGGUGAAGCGUCGACCCUGACCUACUCUCAGCUCAAUGACUCCGUCCAGUCCAUUUCUUCGCAAUUGAUUGUGCCUUUGCAAAGAGGUGACACUGUGGUCAUUUUAUGCCCACCGGGGCUUGAGCUCAUAGAGAUCAUCUUUGGAUGCCAAAGAGCUGGACUUGUGAGCAUACCCAUGUUGCCACCUGAUCCAUCUUUUGCUCCAGAAAGCCACCACCACCUUGAUAGAGUCCUCUCUCAAACAAAGCCCAAGGCUGCCAUAGCACCCCACGGUUACAUCACAAGAGUCAACCACUACAUCUCUUCCAAUUCCGUAAACCAUGACCAGAAGUUUGCGGGCAUGUUGCAGAAUCUCAGGUGGGUUUCAACUGAAGAGAUUGGGAUUAAAACUAGUGCAAAAAUUGGGCCUUCUGUGCCUUCUCCUCCUCCUUGUUUGUACAAUGGGUGCAAGCCAGAAGAAGUGUACUUGAUUCAAUACACUUCAGGAGCCACUGGGAUUCCUAAGCCGGUGCUUGUGACUGCUGGCUCAGCUGCUCAUAAUGUCAGGGCAGCAAGAAAAGCAUAUGAUCUUCACCCAAAUAGCAUCAUCACCUCAUGGUUGCCUCAGUACCAUGAUUGUGGCCUCAUGUUCUUGUUGCUCACGAUAGUGUCUGGUGCAACGUGUGUUCUCACAUCUCCUACUUCAUUCCUCAAAAGACCGAGGCUUUGGCUUGAGCUGAUCACUAACUUCAGAGCAACUUGCACUCCAGUCCCAUCUUUCACCUUCCCACUGGUGGUGAAGCGCGGCGGUGUCAAAAAGGGAUCUUCACCCAUAAAUCUGACCUCAAUGAAGAACCUAAUCAUGAUCAACGAGCCCAUUUACAGAGCCCCGGUAGAAGAAUUUGUCAACGCGUUCAUGCCUUUCGGCUUAAGCCCAUCAUCCAUAUCACCAUCUUACGGACUAGCAGAGAACUGUACUUUUGUGUCGACGGCUUGGAGACCCGUCAAUAACGAUUCAGCCACUUUCCCAAACAUCCCAACUCACAACAAGCUCUUGCCAAGUGCAAGACUCGCUUCAACAGAUGAUGAUUCAUCAUUAGAAGAAGAAGACAUGCAGAUUGUAGUUGUAAAUGAAGAAACUUUAGCGCCUGUCCAGGAUGGAACUGAAGGAGAGAUCUGGGUCUCAUCGCCAAGCAACGCUUCUGGUUAUCUCGGCCACCCUUCAUUAACAAGGGAAACUUUUCAUGCAAGGCUCAGCAACAAGGUGAGCAGUUGCUUCCUUAGGACCGGAGACAGAGGAAUAGUCAAAGGUGAAGAGAGGUUCCUUUACGUGACAGGUCGGUGUUCGGACAUCAUCACAAUAACACCACCAAACGAUGUAGAGACAUCAUCGCAUGCACAUCAUGCGCAUUACUUGGAAACCGCAGCUUACGAUGCUUUCCCGCAGUUUCUGAGAGGAGGCUGCAUAGCCGCGUUUGAGCGCGACUCAAGAAAAGUGGCCGUCGUCGCGGAGUUGCAGAGGAGCGAAGGACUAAACCGCGACAUCUUGAGGGGAUUGUGUGAAGGCAUAAGAGAUGCGAUCUUGAACCGAGAGAAGGUCGAAGUCGGGCUGGUGGUUCUGGUGAAGAACGGGAGCAUGCCCAAAACGACGUCCGGGAAGUUGCAGAGAUGGCUGGCCAAGGCAAGGCUGGUUGGCGGCAAGAUGAACGUGGUGAUGGAGAUGGAGUUUGGGCUCGAUGACAAUGGAGGGACUCGGUCAAGUUUUAUGAAAAGUGGCGUUAAUGGCAGUGAGUCCAGAGAUCAAGGAAGAGGGAUGAGAUCAUCAUCAUCAUCAUCAUCCGCGAUGGAUGUGAGUGGGAACACGGGUGGGGAGAGAGUUGAGAGUGAGAUCGCUUACUCGUUGACUAGCCGCGAUGGCGAUUCCACUCGUCCAAAGUUGCUCUCAAUGUUGUGA
Messenger RNA from Syzygium oleosum, 2058 nucleotides. RefSeq lists its product as uncharacterized. Gene Ontology annotation, biological process: lipid biosynthetic process. Bases 1 to 2058 code for a protein of 685 amino acids. The record is from RefSeq and is a predicted model, not a curated record. The transcript has a single exon. Lineage: Eukaryota; Viridiplantae; Streptophyta; Magnoliopsida; Myrtales; Myrtaceae.